AUGCCGCCAUCCGCGACGUCCACGGAGACGACCAGGGUCGAGUUCUCACCGGCGUUAAACGCCACACAAAGGAAACAGUUACACGCCUGGAGUGAAAAAAAUGGUUUCGAACACGUCUCCAGCGGUACCGGGAGCGAUCGACGCAUCGCGAUCGGCUCGAGCGACGCCACGAAUGUCGUCAGUGCCUUUGACGCCCUACGGGACGACGAAAUCGCGAGCGUGUUGACGACAAAACUCGGGCUGACGUGCGCGGCGAGCGACCUGCGUCGAGCGGGACGCGGCGGCGGCGAGACGAGCGAGCGAGAUUCCGAUGAGAGCUUGGCGGGAUGGACGACGCGAACGUUGGGAUUGUUAGAGCUCGAACGCGUCGCGGAGACGGAGAGCGCGGAAGAGAUUUUGAGAGGGUUAUCUCCGGCGGCGGCGCAGCGCCGCGGCCGCGCCUUGCUCGGACUCACGGCGACAGACGUCAGAGGCGGGUUGCUCGGACAGACGGUGAUCACGCUCGAGCUCGCGAAGAGAAUCGAUCCGAGUCAUCCGACGCCGCUGCCACCGAACAGGCUGAGUCCGCACGACGUGGUGUGCUUGCGCGCGAAUAAGGCGACGAACGAGGGCGAACCGCUGGCGAGCGGCGUGGUGUACAGAAUACGAGACGCACAGAUCGAAAUUGCGUGCGACGACGCCCCCGAUGAUCUAUCAGGGACUUUACGUUUAGAGCGUUUGUCCAACGAGGAGACCCAUAAGCGAUUAGUCGCAGCGGUAGAGCGAGUGGGGAAGUACGGAGGCGCGAGCGACGCCAAGCAACCGGGCGCGCACCUGGUCGGCGUCGCGUUCGGCGAUUCGAGCCCUCGCGUGGCGAAGAGCGGGAAGGAGGUGAAAUGGUUGAACGAGAACUUGGAUUCGUCGCAGCGCGAAGCGAUAGAGCACGCCCUGCGAUGCGUGGAUUUCGCGCUCAUUCACGGUCCACCCGGGACGGGAAAGACCACGGCGGUGGUCGAGUACGUCGCGCAGGAAGUCGCCCGCGGGUCCCGUGUGCUCGCGUGCACGGCGUCGAACAUCGCCAUAGAUAACUUGGUUGAGCGAUUGAUGCGAGUGAAGCUCCCUGGGGGUGGUGAGAUGCGUCUCGUUCGCGUGGGUCAUCCGGCGAGAUUGCUUCCGUCGGUGCUCGAGGCGUCUCUCGAGGCGCAGCUCCUCGCGUGCGAUAAUAGCAAGCUCGCGAAAGAUUGCGCGAAAGAGAGCAAAGCGCUGCGGCGAAAGCUCGCUAAGCUCACUGAUAGGAAGGAUCGGGCCGAGCGUAACGAGGUUCGAAAGGAGUUGAGGAUUCUGGGCAAGGAGGAGCGGGCGCGCCAGAAGGAGGCGAUGAAGGAUGUCGUGAACGGUGCUCGAGUCGUGUGUUCGACGCUCAGCGGCGCGCUCUCUGGAACUCUGAAAUUUCAGGACUUCGACGUGGUCGUCAUAGAUGAAGCAGCGCAAGCGCUCGAGGCCGCGUGUUGGGGCGCAGUUUUGAAAGGUAAGAAGACUGUCUUGGCGGGCGAUCACCUGCAGCUGCCUCCCACCGUGCUCUCCGAUGAGGCGCAGGCGAAAGGUCUGAGCGACACCCUCUUUCAGCGAUUGCACGACGCGUACGGGAAUACCAUCUCUCGCAUGCUCACCGUACAGUAUCGUAUGCACGCCGACAUCAUGACGUGGUCGUCGGAGGCGAUGUAUCAAGGCAAGCUCACCGCGGCGGAAUCAGUCGCGACGCAUCGCCUUCGUGGCGACGGAGAGGACGAUCCCCCAGUCUUACUCCUGAUCGACACGGCGGGAUGCGACAUGGAGGAACGUGUGGAGGAGGAUGGUGAGAGUAAAGAGAAUCCCGGUGAGGCGGAGGUGGUGGUUGAAGUCGUGCGGCGUCUCGUCUCUCAGCACGAAGUUCCCGUGGAUGAAAUCGGCGUCAUCACGCCGUACAACGGACAAGUCACACUCCUUCGCGAGCUUCGCGCGCGAGACGACGCCCUAAAAAACUUAGAGAUAUCCACCGUGGAUGGGUUCCAGGGACGCGAGAAAGAGGCCAUCAUCAUCAGCGCCGUCAGAUCGAAUACGCGCGGAGAAGUCGGUUUCCUGUCCGACAGCAGGCGCAUGAACGUCGCCGUCACGCGCGCGCGCAAGCACUGUUGCCUCAUCAUCGACAGCGACACAUCUCGGAGCGACACAUUUCUCGCCAACUUGGUGGAAUAUUUCGAAUCACACGGCGACGUCGCCUCCGCGGCGGAGUACGCGCAUUGA
Molecule: messenger RNA, 2262 nt
Organism: Ostreococcus tauri
Lineage: Eukaryota; Viridiplantae; Chlorophyta; Mamiellophyceae; Mamiellales; Bathycoccaceae
Product: Single-stranded nucleic acid binding R3H
Exons: 1
Coding region: 1-2262 (753 amino acids)
Molecular function (GO): RNA binding; 5'-3' DNA helicase activity
Source: RefSeq, a predicted model, not a curated record